This is a messenger RNA of Spea bombifrons (plains spadefoot toad), 2484 nucleotides long. It is a transcript of the gene MAT2B, whose product is annotated as methionine adenosyltransferase 2B. The transcript has 7 exons. Gene Ontology annotation, biological process: S-adenosylmethionine biosynthetic process. Gene Ontology annotation, cellular component: methionine adenosyltransferase complex. Gene Ontology annotation, molecular function: methionine adenosyltransferase regulator activity. Bases 308 to 1276 code for a protein of 322 amino acids. The record is from RefSeq and is a predicted model, not a curated record. Lineage: Eukaryota; Metazoa; Chordata; Amphibia; Anura; Pelobatidae.
UCCGCCCACUCACAGGACACAAAGGAGUUAUUACAUCAGCACUGAACAAGGAGCCCACUGUCAUUUCUAUGUAUUUCAUACAUCUACAUGUGUGUGCACAUUUAAACCGGCCCUAUUAAUUUUUGAUUGGACAUUUAAAUAUUGAACAAUAAAAAAAAGAAUCUUAAACAGGUAGAACAACUGCCCUUUAUGUACAAAAGGCAGGGGAUAUUUUUACGGUGCAUGUGCCCAGCACAGAAAGACAAAGACUAAGCAGAGAUCUCCAGUUUCUACGUCUAUUGCUUUUUUUUUUUGUACACACUUGAAAAUGCCCGAAUUGUUGAUGGAAAUAGAGGAGGAGGAUGUUGUUCCCGACAGAAGGGCACUGAUAACUGGUGCUUCUGGCCUUCUUGGCCGAGCCGUGUAUAAAGAAUUCAAGGACAGCAACUGGCAUGUGUUGGGCUGUGGGUAUAGCCGAGCACGACCCAGAUUUGAACGUCUUAACCUACUAGACCCAACAGCAGUGAGAUCAUUGAUCCAGGACUUUAAGCCCCAUGUAAUCAUACAUUGUGCAGCAGAAAGAAGGCCAGACAUUGUGGAAAAUCAGCCCGAAUCUGCUUCCAUGCUGAAUGUGGGUGCUUCUGAGAAUUUAGCAAAAGAAGCAGCCAAAAUUGGUGCAUUUAUGAUCUACAUAAGUUCUGAUUAUGUUUUUGAUGGACGUGAUCCCCCUUACAGCGAAGAUUCUAUACCAAAUCCAUUAAAUACUUACGGAAAAACAAAGUUGGAAGGGGAAAGAGCGGUGUUACGAAAUAAUGAAGGUGCUGCUGUGCUUAGAGUUCCUGUGCUAUACGGAGCAGUUGAAAAAAUUGAGGAAAGUGCUGUUACUAUAAUGUUUGACAAAGUACAGUUUAGCAACAAGUCAGCCAAUAUGGAGCAUUUGCAGCAAAGGUUUCCGACAUAUGUGAAGGAUGUUGCUGUGGUUUGCCUUCAGUUAGUGGAAAAGAAACUGCAGGAUCCUUCCCUAAGAGGAAUAUUUCAUUGGUCUGGAAACGAACAGAUGACUAAAUAUGAGAUAGCUUGUGCUAUGGCUGAUGCCUUCAACCUCCCUAGCAGCCAUUUAAGACCAAUCACAGAUGAACCUGUUGGGGCCACCCUUCGACCAAUGAACCCACGGUUGAACUGCUCAAAGCUGGAGAUGAUGGGCAUCGGCCAGAGGACACCAUUUAGAGUGGGCAUCCGGGAGUCCCUGUGGCCAUUUCUGGUUGACAAGCGGUGGAGACAGACAGUCUUCCAUUAGAUAUUAGAAUGUAGUUUCUUCAGAAGAAAGAAACUGUCACUUUUUUUGGUUUUUCUUAAAGAAAAUUUAGUUUUGUAUGCAUGUUAUAAGGUUUUUUUUAUGUCAACUGGCAGCUUUGUUUACAAAUUGUGGAGCAAUAUUGUCACAUGCCUAAUACAUUUUGUUUACUCCUUGUCUACUGAAUCAAAGGGAUGGGAGAAUAUUGGUUUGCAGGGUGCACAUUAAAUAUGUGCGGCAAUAUAGAUUGUGUAUGGUAGCUUAUUGAAACUUAAUGGCUAGUGAUUUAUCCUGUCAUGUACAGCCAUGUUUUGAGUGUAUAUGCAAGUGAACCUAUUACUUUAUUAAUUAAAUUUAGUACAAUAAAUUGUUGACAAGAUUUUAAUUUUACCUACUUCUAUCAUCAUCAAAACUACAUUUAAAACUGUAAACUUUGCUUGUAAACAUUGCUGUUUUGUAGUAUUAUAGAUUAAAAUAUUUUUACAACUUAAAUGUUUCUAAGUAUGUGUAGCACAUAUUGGAAUAUUGCAACCAAUUAACCAUUGUUAAAACUGGCAUUUAAGAGCUGCAUGGAACAAAGCAGUGAUAGUGGACUCAACAGUUCUGUGUAAAGGUAUUUCCUCAUGCCAAGACAGAGGCCUCGUUUUUACUUAACUGUAAGUAUGUAGAAUGCCAAGCAGUAACAAGUUAUUUCUGGUUACAUUGGCACCGAGCUUGACAUGGAAGACUGGCCAUAACGAAUUUAUUUUGUCUUCUUUUUGAAUCUUGUGCUUAAAGAGCUAAUUUGUCCAACCACAUUUUCACGUUGUUGCUCAUAAUGCGGUCCUGUUAAGACCAUUCACAAUUUCUUCUGUGCAGAGGUUUAUUUAACUUUCUAUACAGAAAGAGUUGCAUCUUGAACUUUUUUUCUUCUCUUAACAGCGGUUUGAUCAUAGUACCGGUUUUAAAUUACUACUUUGUUGUGUGAUAAAGUCUCAUCAGCUGUUAUAAAUGAGAUGUAAGAUGUAGGACCCACAGAUGGUGCCUAGCAAAAUAAUGCUAAACAUUUGUGGGCCAUGAUUUUGUAUGUAUUAACAUGCCUACAUGUGAUCUGUUGGAAAAAGAUAUUUAAGUCUGCUUACUUAGUGUUGUGCAUCUGAUAGAUAAACUCUUUAGUGUUUGUACUUGCAGUUUAAUUUUGUUGCAUUCAAAAUAAAAAUAAAAAAUUAGAU